This is a messenger RNA of Cyphellophora attinorum, 1530 nucleotides long. RefSeq lists its product as uncharacterized. The record is from RefSeq and is a predicted model, not a curated record. Bases 1 to 1530 code for a protein of 509 amino acids. Gene Ontology annotation, cellular component: membrane. Gene Ontology annotation, biological process: G protein-coupled receptor signaling pathway; cell surface receptor signaling pathway. The transcript has 5 exons. Gene Ontology annotation, molecular function: G protein-coupled receptor activity. NCBI's taxonomy places the organism in Eukaryota, Fungi, Ascomycota, Eurotiomycetes, Chaetothyriales, Cyphellophoraceae.
AUGACUGCGCGAGGUCCUCACUCAGGGUUCUGCCCGUCGCCAUUUCUUCAGGAAAAUACCUUUCCUGAAACUGGAGGAUUUCUUCCAGGUCGUUUCUGCCAGCCUAUAUCAGCACUCGGGAACCUGACGUGCUGUUUACCAUGUCCGCUAACAGACUGGGCAUAUCCUGAUGGCUUCGAGUCAAGGACAGAGAUCGCCAAUUGGGUCAACGUGGCAGCAUUGGUCGCCUCAGUGUUUCUGCUGUUGUCUUUCGCCAUACUGGACGUGAAGUGGACACAUCGACAUUACCUGAGUGUGUGUCUGACAAUAUCAGUGGUGUUCAUUGAGUUGGCUUUCCUCCUGCCGGCAGCAGGUGAUCCCGACCAAUGCUUCAACGAAAUUACGCCAAACGACAUGAAGUCCAGCGGCAUGUGCGCGGCCAGUGGCGCGUUUCUGCUGUUCGGUGGAUGGGGUGCUGUGAUAUGGGUUUUCCUGCGUGCGCUCUCACUGCACUUACAAAUUUGCUGGGAGCUGGUACCAGGCAAUCGGUUCUUCUUGGGAUCACUGGUCUUCGGAUGGCUGAUACCGGUCAUCGGACUCGCCAUCGCACUCGCCUUGACCGGAGUAUCAUUUAGAUUCGGCAGUGUAUGCCACAUCAACCACAAACUUGCUCUGCAGGACUUCUGGGGCCCACUGCUGGCCUUCGCUGCCAUCGGCAUGGUGUUGCAAUUCAUUACACUGGGAUAUUGCAUUCAUGUCUACAUUAAGAGUCUGAUGGACGACAAAUCGACAACGACUAACACAAGCUCGAACAUGCAAAGCUACACAGGCAGCGUCGCGACCAGGUCAGCACGUCAAACGUUCCGAAGAGUAAAAAGAGUCGUUGAGUUACAAUGGAGGGGCGCGGCUAUAGUGCUUCUGAUCAUCGGAGAGGUCGCCUUCUUCGCCGUUGUAUUCGUCUCGAUGGAUAACAGCUUCCAAGUGAGCGACGAGCUUGUGCGGAAAGCGACGCCGUGGCUCACCUGCCUGGCCAACCCGACUAAGACGAAGAAUGACUGCCUGCCAUUGAUCGGUACUAUUACGCAAGCCGAAGGUGUAGUCUUGGCUGUUCUGAUCUGCUUAGGGCUGAGCGGCUUCUGGUGUAUGCUAUUUUUCGGACGCUGGUCCAUGGUGCUGGGAUGGAAGGACCUCUUCCAGCGCAAAUUGCUCAAGAAGAAUGAAUUCAUCUCAGCUGAUGUUCACAGAGCCGAUAACCGUACGUACGAAAUGUUGACGAGUGGGAAGACACAACCACUGAAUCUCAAUCCACCAGAUCGAACAUACCAAAGCCCGAUCUCGCCAGAUUCACAAGCAUGGUCCCCCGAGGAUGCCGACAACAAGCAUUUCUAUGGAGGCGUGAGGACAUAUGUGACGCCAGCGACGAGCUACUCGGUACCUCGACCACCGAGUUCGGGCCAGAAUAAGGAGUGGGAUCCUCGAAUGACAUGGGCGAAAAGCCAUCCACCCGCACCGGCUGGGUAUCCCAGAGGCAAAGAUUUUGGUGGUGGCUGA